GCAUCGCACCAUGGGAGCGGAGUAUCUAGACGCAGGGGAACGAGCGGAAGCAGCAGUCGAAGUUUCUGUGGAUGAGCGUCUGUCAGCAGAGCCAGCCGCUGAGGGGCGCACGCCAAUGACUCUGGAGCAGUACCGUGCUUGGAAGGCAAGGAAGGAUCAAGAGGAAACGGCAAGGAAGGAGGAGGCUUCAAGGAAACGAGCGGAGGACAUAGCGGCAGGGCGAGUGCCCAUGAAUGGGAGAGAGCUGUUCAUCCACGAACCCUGGCGUGGGAGCAUGGAGUUCCCGAGGGAAGACUUUGAGCGAGUCAUGUUCUUCGAGCAGACGAGGGAGCAGGCCAUGGCCGAGUUCAAGAAGAACCCACAUGACGCCGAUAAUCUGACCAAGCUUGGCCGAACGCUGGUGGAGCUGGCGCAGUUCAUUCAGGGUCAGGAGUCGAACGAGAUGCUGGAUGAUGCUGUCUCGAAAUUUGAUGAAGCUCUCAAGAUCGCCCCAUCUCGCCCCGACACGCUGUGGUGGCUUGGGAACGCGCACACCACCAGGGGAUUCCAGACGCCUGAUGCCACCCUGGCGAACGUCAGCUUUGAAAAGGCCUCCGACUGCUUCAGGAAGGCGCUGGACGCGGACCCAAGCAACGACGCCUACCGCAAGUCACUGGAGAUCUCACUGAAGGGCCCUGAACUGCAUCAAGAGGUGCAGAAGCAGAUGGCUCUGCAGCAGGCACUGGGAGCUGCUGUGCAUCCAUCGUCCAUGGAUGCUCCCAAGGUCCAGAAGAAGAAGAGCAGCGAUCUGUGGUAUGAUGUGGCAGGGUGG
Molecule: messenger RNA, 811 nt
Organism: Closterium sp. Naga37s-1
Lineage: Eukaryota; Viridiplantae; Streptophyta; Zygnematophyceae; Desmidiales; Closteriaceae
Source: the annotation of a GenBank genome assembly